AUGCCACUGGAUUACAGCAAGAAAAAGAAAGAUAGAGGCGUUUUAAUAGCAAGGAAGAUGCAGGCAGACAUCUUUGAAGUUCCUCAGAGUAUAAAGACAGAGAGCAUCUUUACUGAGACUGAUGCAACCCAGUUUGUUGAUGAGACAGCAUAAAGGAAGAGCCUGAUCAUCACUCUGGGGUCAUGGAAAAAGCCUCAGACUCUGAGAACAACCAAGUAAACAUGUGCUGGAAAUAUAUCCAUAACAUCUUUAUGUGUAAAAAGGUACAGUGAAGGAGAUUUUUUCCUAAUCAGAAAACUGUUUUAAUGUACAGAUUGGUUCUGAUAAUAAUUUCAAACCAAUCCUUGCUAAAUACAGAUCAGAUGUCCUACCACUCAUAGUUGAGGAAUAUGAUGUCUUUAGCCACGCUGAGAAGACAAUGAUGUCCCUUGUGAAUCAGCUCCUUUGUGGUUUACAUUUGAUUGACGGCUUGGCUCACCAGGCAAGCACAACUCUUCUUCUCUGGGAAAAUAUUAUUUUUGGAGAAAAUAAAGUAGGAGUCCACAGCUCUCCUGACAUUGGACCAACAGAGUUGGAGUCUGGAACAGUGCGAUUGGGGAAUACUGUGAAUCAUGCUGUCCAAGAACAGCGAUGGGGAAUGGACGGUUAUCUUGUUCCGUUCACAACCUUUCUGGCCAGCAAAGGAGCAUUUUAUGAAGUGCCCUUAUCUCCAUCCAGUGGAAACAGAAUUGACGGUCUGUUUCAUAAUGCUGCUGGGGUGUAUAGCAUCCAUGAUGAUAUAAUUGUACCAGGGACUAUGAAGAUGAGAGUAGUAUGCUUGCAGCAGUUGCUGCUGGUUUGGAGGUUCAGCCAUUUAAAGCAGGAUGCAGAGCUCUGGGUCUGAUUUCUAAGAUAAUCAUUGAUCCUCUCUGGAGAGCCUUGACUUUGAAGGAAGAUGUGUUGGACAUGGAAGUAAGAUACCAAACCCUUGUUACCAAGCUCAAGCAAUGGCAUGAAGAUGGAAGAGACCUUGUUGAAGGAAAUGUACGCUUGUUUGAUGACAUUGAGGUACCCAAGGACCUUGUGUUUGACAGGCUUACCAUGUGGACAGACCCAGACUUUUUUCAAUUGACCGUUCAGAUUGUUGAGUUACUCCUAGCUAGUUUUCUGAGGGUAUGUUGUAAGAUGCUGCUGAUCGACCUACAGCAAGUGUCAAAGAUAAAUGAUCGAUGCAGAAAGGAUUUUGAAAUCAUAGAACAAUUGCAAAAGGCAAAAGCCAAUUCAAUAAGUAUUGCUGUUGAAGCCAUGGGCAUGUGCAAGACGAAUCACACUUGGGAAUGGCUGUCCUUUUUGGAUGCACCAAAAAUAGUGUCAGUGUUGAAAGCUCUCCAGAUAGUGUAG
Molecule: messenger RNA, 1380 nt
Organism: Coregonus sp. 'balchen'
Lineage: Eukaryota; Metazoa; Chordata; Actinopteri; Salmoniformes; Salmonidae
Source: the annotation of a GenBank genome assembly